Molecule: messenger RNA, 724 nt
Organism: Dreissena polymorpha
Lineage: Eukaryota; Metazoa; Mollusca; Bivalvia; Myida; Dreissenidae
Exons: 2
Coding region: 96-584 (162 amino acids)
Source: RefSeq, a predicted model, not a curated record
CAAAACAAACAACAGUUUUUACCCACAAAUCAGUUACGACAACGGCAUAGUCUACAAUAGUGUCUUCAACAAAUGUACAAAACAUAACACAAACAAUGACAUCGUCUACAAGCAUGUCAACACUUACAGCCUCACAGGCAACUACUUCGUAUGUAAGCAAGUCAAUCACUUCAUCACAAAAAGUGACAUUAGCUUCAAGCAGAUCAGCAAUUAGAUCGCAAACAACAGUAACGACAAUAAGCAAACCAGCAGCAACGAUAUCAGAGACAACAACUUCGGCGCCAACCAAACCUCUGACAACUUCGUCCGCACUUUUCAUGGCCUCUUUGACCAGCAUAUCUGCAACUGUCACAACACCUGCUUUAACAUUGAAACAAUCAUCAACUAUCUUACCUGAGGAUUCUUUUGAUCAGCAUACUCCGCUUUUCUGGGGAAUGAUAGCCGUGCUGUGUGCCCUGGCGGUUGUGGCUCCGAUUGUUGCCAUCGUCAUUGUGAAGAAGAUCGUGCAAGUGAAACCUCAAGACACCUCUGCAUCCGCAUCCACUCCAGUUACGCAUAUUUCAAAUGUUGGACUCAACUUUUAAACAAAAAGCUUAUGAUAAAAUAGUUGUUUAUGAAUAUCAUUUUGCAUUAUACUGUCGGUGUAAUGCUGCAUAAAUACUCUAAUAAAGAGUGAUUAAUGGCUACUUGGUAGUAAAUCGUCAAUAAAUAUUCUAAUGUUUAA